AUGCUGAGGAGACGUAACCUGCUCACCACACUCCUGAUUGUUUUGCCAUGGGGCCUUCUCCUCACUUUGUGGCAUCAAUACCCAACUACCCGCUACCUCAGCCUUCUGAGAAAGGAAACAGAUGAAAAUGUGACUGCCAAAUCACUCUUCAAUAGUACAUCCCUUGUGAGAGAAGAAGGGUCAUCAUGUGUUCGACAGCCAGCCAUGGGGACAGUUGCCAAAAUAAUCCGGAGCUAUGUGUACUCCAGGCCUCCCCCCUGGUCAGACACAUUGCCUGCCAUCUUUGUGAUCACGCCCACCUACACCCGACCAGUGCAGAAGGCAGAGCUUACCCGGCUGGCCAACACUUUCCUCCAUGUGCAGAACCUGCAUUGGGUAGUGGUGGAGGACUCACCUCGAAGGACCAACCUAGUAUCCAAUCUGCUGGAGAAGGCGGCCAUCAAUUUUACUCAUCUGAACGUUGAGACUCCAAAGAGUCUAAAAGUAGGCCUGUCCUGGAUCCCGUCUCACACUCCAAGGGGCACAUUGCAAAGGAAUCUUGGACUGCAUUGGCUGAGGGAAAACUUCCGCAACACACCACCACCAGAAGGUGUUGUAUACUUUGCUGAUGAUGAUAACACCUAUAGCCUAGAGCUCUUUGAGGAGAUGCGCUACACAAAGAAGGUCUCUGUAUGGCCAGUUGCCUUUGUUGGUGGCCUCAGGUUUGAGUCCCCAAAAGUGAGCCCAGCAGGAAAAGUGGUCGGCUGGAAAACUGUCUUUGAUCCUAACCGGCCUUUUGCCAUUGACAUGGCCGGUUUUGCCAUCAGUAUCAAAUUAAUCUUGGAGAAACCUCACGCCAGUUUCAAGCUGGAUGGAGUGAAAGGAGGCUACCAAGAAACCAGUUUAUUGAAGGAUCUGGUGACCAUGGAUGGAUUGGAGCCCAAAGCUGCCAACUGCACAAAGGUCUUGGUCUGGCAUACAAGGACUGAAAGGCCAACCCUGGUUAAUGAAGGCAAACGUGGAUUCACAGACCCAAGAGUAGAAGUGUAG
Messenger RNA from Eublepharis macularius, 1029 nucleotides. RefSeq names its product galactosylgalactosylxylosylprotein 3-beta-glucuronosyltransferase 1-like. Gene Ontology annotation, cellular component: Golgi membrane. Gene Ontology annotation, molecular function: galactosylgalactosylxylosylprotein 3-beta-glucuronosyltransferase activity. Gene Ontology annotation, biological process: carbohydrate metabolic process; chondroitin sulfate proteoglycan biosynthetic process. NCBI's taxonomy places the organism in Eukaryota, Metazoa, Chordata, Lepidosauria, Squamata, Eublepharidae. The transcript is spliced from 4 exons. The record is from RefSeq and is a predicted model, not a curated record. Bases 1 to 1029 code for a protein of 342 amino acids.